Leptopilina boulardi is the source of this 2777-nucleotide messenger RNA. Its product is annotated as xaa-Pro aminopeptidase 2-like. Bases 665 to 2647 code for a protein of 660 amino acids. The transcript is spliced from 13 exons. The record is from RefSeq and is a predicted model, not a curated record. NCBI's taxonomy places the organism in Eukaryota, Metazoa, Arthropoda, Insecta, Hymenoptera, Figitidae.
UAUAACUCUCAUGGCAAUAAAGAGGGAAUAAUGUAUUUUGGCAGCAAGAGGUGAUAGAACCGAAGCGAUAACGUUCAAUAAAACCGAUACAUUCAUCACCCAUUUCGCGGAAAGAAGUUCUGACAUUCUUCCAGCAGGUACAUUGGUAUAAUCGCAGGGUAAUUAAGAUUUUUAAUCUGUUCUAAUUUUUGGCUAUUAAGAAAUCAAGAAUGUCUACGUGUUGAUUGACAUGUUCAUGGUUGCAUUGCUUUUCAUCGCAAAGUAUCUUUUUGAGUAGGAAAUACUACAAGAAUUUUUUUUCUGACUUGUGAAAUAUAACUUUAAUAGUCCACUGACGGAAGAUUAUUUUGAGAACGAGACAAAAAUACGUCAUAGCAACACACAGAAACGAGAACUCCAUCUAAAAAUAAUUGAUCGAACACCGAUGAUUAGUCAAAUUUAAAAACAAAAAAAAACGUCUACAAAAUUAUUAAGUAUCAAUAAUUAGAAAUAAUAUUGAGAUCAUCAUGGAUUCAAAACAACCUUCGCACGUGAUGUUGACUAGAAGGGUUGAUCGUUGAUGAAACUAAUUUAUGUACCAAUUUUGCUAUGAGUCCCGGAUGCUACUUAUAAAACUACAAAUAUAUGAUGGGGAAUUUAGUCUUCCUUGCAACUUUGCUUCAGAAUGAUAGGAUUUUCUUUAUCACGAUAUUUGACCGUCGUCAUCAUUUUUUGGACAAUUUUCUUCAACUUAAAUGCAGCAACAUUAAAUGAAACGAAAAAUGAAAUCCCAGGAAGAAUUUCCCUCUUGAGGGAUAAAAUGCGAUUUCAUAAUUUAUCAGCUUAUAUAGUUACAAACAUUGAUGAACAUCAGAAUGAUUACAUUGUUGCUGAACGAGACAAAAGGAGAGACUGGAUUUCUGGUUUUUCGGGUUUUCAAGGAGACGUUGUAGUGACAAUGAACAAAACAGCACUCUGGACAUUGGGUUCCUUAUUUUAUUUAGCGAAACAAGAAAUUCCUGAUGAUUGGCUCUUAAUGGAAUCAUAUCCUUCUUUGAAUGGUAAAUAUUUGCCAUUAGAGGUUUGGCUGUCAAAAGAACUUGAUUAUGGAAGUAGAGUUGGUGCAGAUCCUAAUGUUCCUUACUCUCAAUGGAAUGAUUGGGAUUCAAAAUUACGAUGGAAGAAUAUUACACUUGUACCAAUGGAGAAAAAUUUAAUUGAUUUAAUUUGGAUAAAUCAACCUGAAAAUGAGAAGUAUUACACAAAAAGAACUCCUAUGCUAAGUGGAAAGGAGUUCGGGAACCUGCAAAAAAUUCGCGAAGAUAUGAAACAAUUAAACUCCGAUCUCUACGUAAUUACGGAUCUUAGUGAAAUUUCUUGGAUAUUAAAUUUGAAAUAUGCGAAUAUUCAUAAUUUGCAGGCUUUUAAAUCACAUAUGCUGCUUGGACAAAAUUUCGCUAAUCUUUAUAUAUCACCAUAUACAUAUAUAGGAAGUGACCGUAAGCUAAAGCAUGUUGUAAAAUUGCAUUAUGAUCAAUUCUGGGAAGAUUUAAAAUCGUAUUCAGAAUUGGCAAAUGGAAUAUUACUUCCGAAAUCUUAUAACAAUGUCUUGGGAAUCAGUUACAAAAUAUUUCAAAUGGUACCGAGAGAAAAAAUUAGAAGCAAAGUUUCUCCAAUUCUUUUACGGAAGGACAAAAGGAAUUCCAACGAAAUUGAUCAUAUAAGACAACUACAUGUACAAAGUGCAUUUGAAAUGAUUAAAUGGAUGAUAAAAAUGGAAAAUGAGAUAAAAAAAGGCAAUUCGAUUACGGAAAUAGAUGCAAUAAAAUCUCUAAGCGAAACUUGUUCAAUUGAAAGUGGAUAUUGUUGUAGCAACAUUGAAAGCGUUGCCGGUUAUGGAUCAAAUUCAGCAAAUUUCUUCAAUGUUCUGAACAAAAAUUCGACAAUUCAAAUUGGUAUCGAUAAACCAUUUAUGAUAACGGCUGACGGACUAUACAGUGAUAUACAUGAUCAUUCUCAGUAUUUAAACACGCGAUUAGCGAGAACAUUUCAUUAUGGGACACCAAGCGAGGAACAUAAGACGGCAUACACGGCGCUUUUGGCAGGAAUUAUAAAUCUAAUGAAAUUAACAUUUCCGCUGGGAACUUCAGUUUGUAUGACUGAUAUUGUUAUUCAAAUGCCUCUUUAUAAAACUGGACAAGAAUAUGAAUACGAGACGGUUCAAGGAUUUGGACCCUUUUUAGGGAAAUAUGAAGGAUUCAAUGAUAUCUACGAUCUAAAUGUUAUUCGGCUUCAAAGCAUCGGUUAUCGUCAUAAAAGAGAGUGGGGAAUACUAUUGGAAAAUAUUGUCACUGUUAUUCCAGCCAACACUACGUUACAAUUUGAAAAACAAUUCAUGACCUUCGAAAUGAUUACUUUAGUGCCUUACGAAAGAAAUCUAAUUAAUCCGGAUCAACUCACGUAUGAACAGCUUGAGUGGUUAAAUAAUUAUCAUCAAGAAGUAAGGUUAAAAAUUAAUGAAUUUUUAAAAAAUGAAAAAUUCAAAGAUGUUAAACCAGAAAUAACAGAUGAAAUAACAAUAAAAAAAAUGAAAGAAGAAAUCCUUAAUUGGUUGUACGAAAGAACAAAGCCAAUCGAAAGAUUGAAAUCUGCUGCUAAAGAAAAUUGAUUAAUUUAUUUAUAAUUAUUAAAUUUUAAUUUAUUGCCGUAUAAUUUUAACUUUUGUAACAAUUAAAAUUUAUAAUUGUUGUAUAUUAUUGAGAAAUUCAAUUAAAUAUAUUAAAAUGUUAAAAGUAAAA